GGCUGGGAGACGCUCAUGGGUGGGCUGGCUCCUCCCCGUUCCCUGGAUGACACCUCCUCACUUUCCAGCCUCCCUUUUGUGGGUAUCAGGUUGCUCCUCCACCGCGGGGUUCAAAGAGCUGCUUUUAUGCUCAACCAUAAAAUUCUCUGGAAUUAUCUUCAGGGAUCACUCAGUUCCAUAAAAGAGGGUCCAGCUGAGUCUGAGGGAUUAGGAAGAAGGCUGUGAAGGACCCAGCUUGCAGCACCAUGAAAAGCUUCCCCAUGGCUCCCCUGCUUUUUCUGAUUUUUAUCCUGAGUGUCCACCACGGAACUGCCACACGUGGCAUUGAUAUGGCCAAGUUCUGCUGCUUCCAAUACAGCCACAAGAUCCUGCCCUGGAGGUGGGUGAAUACCUAUGAAUUCACCAGGAACAGCUGCUCCCAGCAGGCUGUGAUAUUCACCACCAAAAAAGGCCACAAAGUCUGUGCAAAACCGCAGGAAACAUGGGUGCAAAAAUAUAUUGCUUUACUGAAAGCCCAGAAACAACUGUGACAGCUGAAUUUUCAGCCCAAGAUGCCUGGAUCCUGCUCUGCUCUUGGCUCUGCCUCUCUUGGUGGAGCCUGAAGAAUUUCUCCAACAGAAGUCUCCAGUGGGUCUGGUGGGGAGGAGGAGAUAUUUGCCAGUGGUCUUUUUUUCUUAAAUAAAAAUUUGAUUUGCUCACAAACAUUCUUAUUGAAUAAAACCUGAGUUUUCCAGAAAAAAAGAAAGUGUCAGUA
Molecule: messenger RNA, 754 nt
Organism: Phacochoerus africanus (Common warthog)
Lineage: Eukaryota; Metazoa; Chordata; Mammalia; Artiodactyla; Suidae
Gene: CCL26
Product: C-C motif chemokine ligand 26
Exons: 3
Coding region: 246-530 (94 amino acids)
Biological process (GO): inflammatory response; lymphocyte chemotaxis; cellular response to tumor necrosis factor
Cellular component (GO): extracellular region
Molecular function (GO): CCR chemokine receptor binding; chemokine activity
Source: RefSeq, a predicted model, not a curated record